Messenger RNA from Verticillium nonalfalfae, 942 nucleotides. RefSeq lists its product as uncharacterized. Bases 1 to 942 code for a protein of 313 amino acids. The record is from RefSeq and is a predicted model, not a curated record. NCBI's taxonomy places the organism in Eukaryota, Fungi, Ascomycota, Sordariomycetes, Glomerellales, Plectosphaerellaceae. The transcript has a single exon.
AUGGACAAAGAAAAGGAGAAGGAAAAGGGCGGCUGGUUCUCCAAGUUUAAGAAGGGCUCGCAAAAGUCUGCUGUUCUUCAGAAGCAGCCAUAUCCCGCUGCACAGAUGCAACACCUUCAGUUUGUUCCCCAGCAGGCACAGCAGCAGCCUCUGCAAUCGCAACGCCGCUCCGAGGAAAUGUUGCCCCAGCAUCACCAGAAGAUACCGUUUAAUGCACAAGCCAUUGGGCAGACUCCCCACAGCCAGCAAAGCGCCGUGCGGUCACAGCCAGGUCCCGUUCGGGGCGUCGACGCGCAUACGGCCGGCUUGUCCGCCUUAACUCAAAUGCGAGUUCCUGAUCCGCAGGGCCUCUUGGUUCGAUCAUCUUCAGACACCAUCAGAGAGUCAUCGGUUGUCCCUCCCACAUCUCUAAAAACAGAGGCGGCGUAUCCACAAGCGCUUGCUGCUGCUGAAUCGGAUCUGUCACGCGCCUCGUCGCACUCCUACGCUCCCUUACUGGAUCGACAAGCGUCGGUAGCAUCGAGCUACGCGGCUUCGAUCUCGACCGUGGAUAUCGCCGAGGCCUAUGCGCAGCCCAUCAUGAAGCCGCAGCUCAUCACCGUGCAGAGAGCGACGACGGCGCCCUUACAACAGUCUCCACAACAACAACAACAACAACCAAGGGCAAAUGCUGGGCCGAGCCUAGUGUGGUCAGAGGAGUCCCAAGGGUACUUCCCGGCACAGCAAGUGCGGCAAGAGGUCUCACAGCCGCAGGUUGCCCAGCAGCCGGCUGCGGCGGGACAGUUGGCUCCCUCGCCGCACAUCGCAUCGAAUCAUCAACACGUUGGGGCACCAGGAUCGUCUACACAGCCGCCACCACCACAGAGGGGUAAUAGCAAAUGGACGAAGCGACCAGCUGCAGAUUACUCAGGCGGAGAUUGGGGGGACGAUACGUGGAGGUGA